UUCCUGAAAAAGGAACUCGGAGGGGAACAAGAGGAAGAAUGAAUGCUUCUCUGCUAAAUGUUUCUAAGGAUCUGUUAACAUUCAAGGAUGUGGCUGUGGACUUCUCAGAGGAGGAAUGGGAAUGUCUUGACCAUGCUCAGAGGGCAUUGUACAUGGAUGUGAUGCUGGAGAAUUACAACAAUCUAUUUUUUGUGGUUUUUUCAGAAAAUGAUCAUAAAUGUCACAAAUAUAAGAAUGUCUUGGAUGAAGAUGCACAGCAUAUCGUCCACCAGCAUUUGAAUAUCCAAGAGAAGUCUUAUAAAUGCUAUGAGCUUGCUAAAAUAAUUCAUGCAUCCACCCAAAAUAGUCCUUCUAAAAUUAACCUCAGAGAUACAACUGUUGAAUCAUCAAAGCUAAACAGACAUAGAACUGGAAACACCAGAGAACCUUGUAAAUAUAAAAAUUGUGUAAACUGUUUAAGUUUGUGUUCUAUCAUUAGUCUAAAUCAAGGAAUCCACAUAAACAAGAAAGAACACAAUGGUACAGAGUUUGAUAAGGUUUUUGAGUCUAAAGAAAAACAUGUGCUGAAACAAACCAAAAGUGGAAAGAAACCUUACAAAUGUAGUGAAUGUGAGGAAUGCUUCACCCAGCUAUGUGAUCUUAAAAGUCAUCAGCGAAGGCAUACAGGAGAGAAACUUUGCAAAUGUAGUGAACAUGACAACUGUUUUGCCUUCAAAAGUGAUCUUAGAAUUCAUCAGCGAGUGCAUACAGGAGGGAAACCUUACAAAUGUAAUGAAUGUAUCAAAUCUUUUACCCAGAAAUGCAGUUUAAAAAGACAUCAGAGAGUUCAUACAGGAGAAAAACCUUACACAUGUAGUGAAUGCAACAAAUGCUUUACCCAUAAAUGCAUUCUCAUUAUUCAUCAGAAAAUUCAUACAGGAGAGAAACCUUACAAAUGUAAUGCAUGUGGCAAAUGCUUUACCCUGAAAGGAGAGCUUAGAAUUCAUCAGAGAAUUCAUACAGGAGAGAAACCUUACAAAUGUAGUGAAUGUGACAAAUCCUUUACCCAGAAAGGCCAUCUUAUGACUCAUCAGAGAAUUCAUACCGGAGAGAAACCCUACAAAUGUAGUGAAUGUGACAAAUGCUUUAUUCAAAAAUACAGUCUUGUAACUCAUCAGAGAAUUCAUACAGGAGAGAAUCCUUACAAAUGUAGUGAAUGUGACAAAUGCUUUACCCUCAAAAGUGGUCUUAGAAUUCAUCAGAGAAUUCACACAGGAGAAAAACCUUACAAAUGUAGUGAAUGUGACAAGUCUUUUAUCAAAAAAAUCUAUCUUAGAACUCAUCAGAGUGUUCAUACAGGAGAGAAACCUUACAAAUGUAGUGAAUGUGAGAAAUGCUUUACGCACAAAUGCAGCCUUAGUAGUCAUCAGAGACUUCAUACUGGAGAGAAUCCUUACAAAUGUAGUGAAUGUGACAAAUGCUUUACUAACAAAGGCUAUCUUGGAAGUCAUCAGAGAAUUCAUACAGGAGAGAAACCUUACAAAUGUAGUGAAUGUGACAAAUGCUUUACCCACAAAGGCAGUCUUAAAAGACAUGAGAGGAUUCAUACAGGAGUGAAACUUUACAAAUGAAGUGAAUGAGACAAAUCUUUUACCAAGAUAGACCAUCUUAGAACUUAGUAGAGAAGACAUAUAGUAGAGAGACACAUAAAUGUAGUAAAUGUGCAGAUACUUUACUCUUGGCUCAUCUCAUAGAAUACUUAAGAGAAUAUAUACAGGAGAGAAACUCACAAACGUGAGAAAAGGCCUUUUCUUGAUUCUCAUGUGCAACAAUAUAUCUGGAAAUUUAUAGCGGGGGCGGUGGAGGAACUUUCCACAGGAAAAAAUGUGGCAUGUGCUUUAUCCAAGUUACAUUUUUCCAUGGCACUUGAGGCUCCAUACUAGAAAAUUAUUAUGAACAUGAAAAACUUGUAAAAGUCUUCAAGUCUUAGAUGCAACUCUGAAAAUAUGACAAUGAAGAAAAUUACUUAUUCUCAAAUAUUUCAUAAUGGAGACAAAGUGAGAAAGCCAGAAGAUGUGGUAUUGUGUAACAUUGCUUGGAAACCCAAAUAAUUCAAUGGAAAAGGAAAGUGAUUAUUGCAGUUAAUAUACCUCUCAAAAUAAAUAUUGAAACUAAUAGCAUUCUCUAUGUUUAACUCAAAUGAAAAAACUCAGACAAAUUAUACUUCUUAAAAGAGGAUAGACAGGACAAACUGAGCCACCAACAUAAUAUGAUCUUUAUCCUGUUGAUAUACCUACAGAUAUGCAGUUUGCUCCCAGUGUCUAGUAUUCAUGAUCUGUAUCAUAUUCUUGUUUCAAAUUUGUGUAUAGCUGUCUUUGUCCUUGUGAUGUUGUCACCAACUUCUUGCCCACAUUCCUGUAUGUAACUCCAAUAAAAUUCAUUGGUUUACCAA
Messenger RNA from Mus pahari (shrew mouse), 2431 nucleotides. Its product is annotated as zinc finger protein 501-like. Lineage: Eukaryota; Metazoa; Chordata; Mammalia; Rodentia; Muridae. The transcript is spliced from 3 exons. The record is from RefSeq and is a predicted model, not a curated record. Bases 39 to 1610 code for a protein of 523 amino acids. Gene Ontology annotation, molecular function: DNA-binding transcription factor activity; RNA polymerase II cis-regulatory region sequence-specific DNA binding. Gene Ontology annotation, biological process: regulation of transcription by RNA polymerase II.